Rubroshorea leprosula is the source of this 2866-nucleotide messenger RNA. The record is from the annotation of a GenBank genome assembly. NCBI's taxonomy places the organism in Eukaryota, Viridiplantae, Streptophyta, Magnoliopsida, Malvales, Dipterocarpaceae.
AUUGGGCCUAUAAUAUAGAAUUUGGUGGGCUUUAGUUGCUGUACCUGAAAUAUAUCAACUUUCCCUUUUCAGUUUUCAAUUGUUCUUCCUGCAGACCAAUAUUUUUCCCUGAAGCUGAGCCGCUGCUUUCUGCUCUUACAUUUUCUCUGCAGCCAAACAGGUCAAAAAUCAGCAUGGAAGUCAUAUCACUUCCCAAUUCAAAGACGGUAACUUUCGCUAACCAAUUUAUGUUCAAAUUGAACCGCAAGAACGGGAACGUUUGUCCAACCCCGUCUCUGCCACCCACUUCUGUUCUUCGAAUUUUGCGACCCCUUCUCCGUGCAACAAAAUCAGCUGUAAAGCUUCAAUUCUUAUCACAACCGCUCGAAAUUACCUCCGAUGCUGCUAUCCCCACUUCCGGAAAACACAUGAAGACUGCCACAGCUAGUGAUGUUUUGCACUUGCUGGACAGCCUUUCUCUGCGCGUCCCUUCUGAUAUCUACACUUCCCUUAUCAAGGAAUGCACUGCCAUCCGUGAUUCUGCUGGAGCAUUACAGUUACAUGCUCACAUCAAAAGGAGCCGACUUAAGCCCACCCUUAAUUUGAUCAACCGUCUACUUCUGAUGCAUGUGUCAUGUGGUCACUUGGAGACUGCCCGCCAGUUGUUUGAUCAAAUGACCCUUAAAGAUUUCAACUCUUGGGCAAACAUGAUUGUUGCUUAUAUUGACACUGGUGAGUAUGAAGAGGGUAUCGCUCUUUUUGUGCAAAUGCAAAAUUACAUUUCGAUGUUGAAGUUUCCUGCUUGGAUCGUAGUCUGCAUUUUGAAGGUGUGUGUGCUGACAAGGAAUGUGGCACUGGGAAAGCAAGUACAUGGGCAGUUACUCAAGUUGGGUGCUACAGAUAAUUUGUUUCUAUCAGGGUCCAUAAUCAACUUCUAUGGCCGAUUAAAAUGCUUAGAUGAUGCUCGCUCUGUCUUUGAUCAAUUGUCUUGUCGUAACACUGUUAUUUGGACAGAAAAAAUUGUGAACAGCUGUAGAGAGGGCCAAUUCGUUGAGGCUAUUCAUGAUUUCAAUGAGAUGAGUAGGGAGGGUAUUAAGAGGGACAGCUUUACCUUUUCAAGUGUUCUCAAGGCAUGUUCUCAAUUGCAUGAUGAUGGCAAGUGUGGUUGUCAGGUGCAUGCUAGUGCCAUCAAACUAGGUUUGGAAUUUGAUGCUUUUGUACAGUGUGGAUUAAUUGACAUGUAUGGGAAAUGUGGGUUGCUGCCAGAUGCAGAAAGGGAAUUUGAGGCUGUUUGUGAUAAGAAAAACAGCGCAUGUUGGAAUGCAAUGCUUAUGGGUUAUGUGCAUAAUGGAGUUUGUGUUGAGGCCAUUAAAUUUUUGUAUAAGAUGAAAGAGGUUGGAAUCAAGGUCCAAGAAUCACUCGUUGACGAGGUUAGGAUUGCUUGCUCUAGCAGUACCCUAACAAGAGAACUAGGCAAGCAAACUGAUAGAUGUACAGCUGAAGAAUAACAAUUUAAUUUAACUGCAGUGGCAGAGUAGACUAUUACUAAAACACUUUCACUUCCUUUGGUGAGCUUCCAUGCAAACCAAAAUCCACAUAAAAGGCCAGUAUAUAUAUUAAACAUGCAACAUAUGAUGGUGGGACUACUGAUGCUAUCUGUCACCCAAACUUUUUAACCAAUGAUUUGAGGAUUGUGACGUCUGCAUUCUGACUUCCAUUCUGGGCUACGAUGUGUUAUUUUGACUUGUGGAACUUUUGUGCCGUACCACCUUGGAUAUUCAAAUGGUUAGCAAUGUAAUGGAAUUUGUGAUUCAGAGUUGAAAUUGAGGACGGGAUCAUUAGCCUUUAUUAUAGAGAUACUGAUUAUGCUGAAUGGAGUCAAUGAGCUGCUGAAAUAUGUAAUCUCUGGAAUAAGUACGUUUUCAAGAUCUGGAAGAUCGAUUUGAGAUGUUGCUUGCCAUUCAGCUGUACUUGAUAUAAGGUGCGCUUUGCAACUUUCAAGAUGGAUUUGGAAAUUGGUAACAUUUCAAGUGUAUUGCUUUUAGGAAAUCUGCACCAGACUAUUCAGAAAGAAAGAAAGGAAGAAACUGAUUUUGUAUCAUGAUCUUGCUUGGAAACAGCAUCUCUGGAUUGCAUUUAGGGUCUAGAUCAUAAUGAUGAACUUUGAAGCAGUGUCCGUCUCCAUCCAAAGAAUGCAGUGUAGUUGAUAUUUCAAGGAUGAAGUACAGUUGGUGAAAAAAAAGAGACAAGUUUUAAAGCAUAGCUGAAGAGAGGUACGGUGCAGUGCCACAGUUUUGACACCAAUACAGUAAGAGUGAUGAAGCAGUUUUAUUAUCUCUAUGAACAUUUUUUUACAGUCUAAUAAAUAUGCAUGUGCAUGUCCCACUUUGUGUUUAGGUAUCAUCACUGUGUCUUGGGACCACAAAAGAUGAAUUACUAUGGAUGCAUCAUCUCUUCAAUAUGUUAAUUUUAGUGGAUUAUAUGUUCUACCAUGUAAGCCCAAUUUCAGCCAAUUGAGAGGGACUAUUAGUUUAUUGCUGGAGGAAUCUUGUCUAUUUAGGAGAACAUUCCUGUGUGUAUGCAUUUUAUUGUGUUUGAGUAUUUUGAAUAUCUGAGAUCAUUUGGUGGAACUUAAAGGCAAAUUUGUUUUUAAACAAAUUCUUUUCUCACAAAUUUAAAAUUGUCUUAUUUUCUUUCAAAAUCCAAAUUAUGAAUCUAGUUUUUGAAGAAUUCUCUUCAAAUUUCUUUCUGAAUAUUUCCCACCGCAAAAAUAAUAAUUUUAGUACUGGUGUCUCUGGAUUAUGAUAAUUGACAAUUUGAAAAAUGUUUUUGAUACAAUAUUAAUUAAUUAAUGUAAUUUGUUGCAUAAUAAUAUGAGUAAUUUUUA